Messenger RNA from Dendroctonus ponderosae (mountain pine beetle), 2393 nucleotides. RefSeq names its product protein DENND6A. Gene Ontology annotation, molecular function: guanyl-nucleotide exchange factor activity. The record is from RefSeq and is a predicted model, not a curated record. The coding region runs from base 152 to 1837 and encodes 561 amino acids. The transcript has 8 exons. Gene Ontology annotation, cellular component: recycling endosome. NCBI's taxonomy places the organism in Eukaryota, Metazoa, Arthropoda, Insecta, Coleoptera, Curculionidae.
AAACACUCACAAAAAUUAGUAGGAUGGCAACUCUGAUCAGUUGUUGAUUUUUGAUGGUCAAUCACCUGUCAUUGUUCACCCGAUUUGUUGGUUAAAUUAAUGGUUAGAAAGUUAUGUUUGUUUUUCUUUCGUUUGUUAGUGAUAAAUAAACAUGACAGAUGGACAAAAUGAUAGUAACAAUACUGAUUUUGUCUCGGCUAAUGUGUGGGAAGGAUUCAGCAAUUGGUUACAUUGCAUUUGUGUUGUAACAUUUGAUUUAGAAUUAGGACAGGCCCUAGAGACCCAGUAUCCCAAACAUGUUCAACUGACUGAACAGGAAAUAUCGAAUAUUUGUUACUCAGCUUUCCCAGACUCCAACUCAGGAUGUAUGGGAGAUACCAAGUUUGUUAUAAGAUUACCUACUAAAAGCAAAAGAGAUUUUAAUUCUGAACAUGUCAAUUAUAAUAUGAAAUGUCCCCCUGCGCUGAAGAUAGAUGAAGGGUAUAUUUGGGGCUAUGUUUAUUUCAGGCAAGUCAGAGAUAUUAAUCUACCCAGAGGAUAUUUUCAGAAAAGCCUUGUGCUGUUGUCUUACCUUCCCUUUAAUAACUUGUUUACCGAAAUAUGCGAUUAUAUUGCACCUGAAUAUUUUGAUCAUGGGGAAAAAUGUCUAGAAGCAAUUUGUAAUAACAUAAAACGAUGGCCACCCCCAACGCCUGGAAUAAGCUUGGGUUUGCCUAUUUUAGGACAGGUCUUUCAGACUUGCAUCCCUGUAAGCUCCGUUAGAGGAAAUGAAUUCGGAGAAUUUAAGGUUUUAACUCAAGUGGAGGAGUUAAAUCUCUUUGAACUUUUCAAACCUGUCUUAUCUCAUAUUCAUUUGUUAUGGGAACUUGUUAUAACAUCAGAGCCUAUUGUUGUUAUGGCUUCAUCUCCUACAAAUUGUUCCUCUAUGGUUUUAGCAUUGACUAGGCUGAUUUCACCACUGCAGUUCUGUGGAGAUUAUCGACCUUACUUUACCAUACAUGAUAGUGAAUUUAAACAAUAUAAGCAAUACACUUGUAAGGAACGUUUCCCUCGUUUUCCGCCUCCCGCCAUUUUGGGGGUAACAAAUCCAUUUUUUGCCAAAACUUUUCAACACUGGCCCCAUACGAUUAUACUGAAUGAUGGCGCUGGUCAGAAUUCAAAGUACAAAGUGAAGAAGCCAGCCCUAUCAAAAAUGAUUGAAAACUCUUCAGGAAUUUAUACAUCAUAUAAACCCUUUUUGCAAAAAGAUAAAAAUAUUAUUAAAAAUCUGAUGACUGGGGUAAGUUCUAACCGGCCCGACGAAGCUCAAUCUGCCUUAUUAAGGAAGCAUUUACUGGAACUAACUCACAGCUUCAUGUACCCAUUGGAGAGAUAUAUUGCUAGUUUGAUGCCAUUACAGAAAGAUAUAUCUGCUUUCAAGGCCGUACCCAUUCCCAGUCCUUUCAAUCCAGAGAACUUCUUUACAACAUUGGACACAGGUGGACCGCAGUUAACUCUCAACAAAACAAACAUAAAAGGAGACUGGACAGGCCUCUACAGAAAGUUUUUCCGAUCCCGCAAUUUUAAUUCCUGGUACCAUUCAAGGUAUAGGGAAUUGGCUCAAAAAUUGCAAGCCCUUCAUACCGAAGCUCUGUCUAACGCAGAUUUGAAAAAUUGGGUGCAAGAUCGCCCUGAAGUUGAAGUGGUAGACAUGGUUCUGCGGUUGAAGAACAAAAUUGGAGAAUGUGAAAAUGAGAUUCCUGUUAGUGAAACCGUGAAGCAACAACUAAAUGAAAGGAUGCAAGAUGUUGUAACAUCUCUUCCAGAUGAUCUUAAGAAUAUAUUGAAAAUUUCAUGAUACUGGUUUAAUGGGGCUGGAAAUAUUAGUAUUUCUCCACACUUUCUUUCCCAGCCCGUUGCUGUUUCCUAGAAUUGCUUAGAUCAUUUUCCAUUUUAAAUUGGAGAUCUGGUAUCUACCGUUUUCAUGGGAAAUUUACGUGCUUUAGGUAUUGUUAUCACUAAAAGUGUGCGACAAAUGAUCAAAUUUUGCCAAAAUCUGAGUGUAUAUUAUUUGGAAACAGGAUUUUCACAUUUAUAUUAUCACAUGAGAUUAUUUUUUGUAGGAAAUGAAUUUUGGAUAUGCUCAAUACCCAGGUAGUGACUUGUAAAGUUCAAGAUCUGGCUUGGAGUCUUGUAGUUGCAAAAGUUCGAGAGGAUGUCAAUUUUUAAGAAUCGAAAUAUUGAUAGUUAAUGUUUAUUAUUGUCAAGUCAAGUUCGUUUAGCAGCAGGCAACAUUUAAUAUAAGUUUUUAUAAAUGUUUGUUAAAUAAUGUAUAUGUUACAUUAACAGUCGUCCAAUGAUGAACAAUUUUUUAUAUACUUGCGAAUAUUUUAUGAAUAAACGUUUAUUUUAUU